Messenger RNA from Myotis daubentonii (Daubenton's bat), 3873 nucleotides. RefSeq names its product lysosome associated membrane protein 2 (gene LAMP2). Lineage: Eukaryota; Metazoa; Chordata; Mammalia; Chiroptera; Vespertilionidae. The record is from RefSeq and is a predicted model, not a curated record. Gene Ontology annotation, cellular component: lysosomal membrane; plasma membrane; late endosome membrane. Gene Ontology annotation, biological process: establishment of protein localization to organelle.
UAUGACCGGCGCUGAAGCUCGCAGUCCCGGCUUUUAGCGCUGUGGUCGGUGGGCAGCAACUGUCUUCCUCCGAUUCCCCGAGCCUUUUCCGUGGUGGUGCUGCUCUCGUCGCUGCCUGCUCUUCCGGAUCAUGGUGUGCUUCCGCCUCUCUCCGGUGCCGGGCUCGGGGCUCGUUGUGCUCUGCCUCAUUCUGGGAGCUAUCUCGUCUUAUGCAUUAGAACUUAAUUUGACGAAUUCAAAAAAUGCCACUUGCCUUUAUGCAAAAUGGCGGAUGAAUUUCACUAUAGGCUAUGAGACUACAAGCAAAAGUAAUAAAACUGUAACCAUUUCAGACCUUGGCAAUGCAACAUACAAUGGAAGUAUCUGUGGUGAUGACCAGAAUGGUCCCAAAAUUGAGGUGCAAUUUGGAUCUGUUUUUUCCUGGACUGUGAAUUUUACAAAGGAGAAGUCUACUUAUUUAAUUGAAAGUAUCUCAUUUUCCUAUGACACUAAUGAUAGCACAACAUUUCCUGAUGCUAAAAAGAAAGGAAUUUUUACUGUUCAUGAACCUGUGGCAUUCAGAAUUCCAUUGAAUGACAUCUUUAGAUGCAAUAGUAUGUUGACUGCAGAAAAGAAAGAUGUUAUCCAGCACUAUUGGGAUGUUCAUGUACAAGCUUUUGUCCAAAAUGGCACAGUGAGCACAAAAGAGUUUCUGUGUGAUAAAGAUAAAACUUCAACCACUGUUGUGCCCGUUACUCCCACCACUUUACCAUCUCCUACUACAACACCUGCUCAAAAGGAAAAACCAGAGAUUGGAUCCUAUUCAGUUAAUAAUACCAAUGGUACUUGUCUUCUGGCUACCAUGGGGCUGCAGUUGAACAUGACUCAAGAUAAGGUUGUUACAGUUAUUAACAUCAAACCCAAUACAACUGACUUCACUGGCAGCUGCCAUUCUCAAACUGCUCUACUUAGGCUGAACGGCAGCAACAUUAAGUAUCUUGACUUUGUCUUUGCUGUGAAAAAUGAAAACCGAUUCUAUCUGAAGGAAGUGAAUGUCAGCAUGUAUUUGGUUAAUGGCUCUGUUUUCAGCAUUGCAAAUAACAAUCUUAGCUACUGGGAUGCCCCCCUGGGAAGUUCUUAUAUGUGCAACAAAGAGCAGACGGUUUCAGUGUCUGGAGCAUUUCAGAUAAAUACCUUUUAUCUAAGGGUUCAGCCUUUCAAUGUGAUAGAAGGAAAGUAUUCUACAGCUGAAGAAUGUUCUGUGGACUCUGACCUCAGCUUUCUUAUUCCUGUUGCAGUGGGUGUGGCCUUGGGCUUCCUUAUACUUGUUGUCUUUAUCUCUUAUAUGAUUGGAAGAAGGAAAAGUCGUACUGGAUAUCAGUCUGUGUAGCCAAUUAAAUUUAGUGCAACUGAUUGAGAUUUGCAGACUAACCUCAGUGAAUUGCUAGCUAACUUGGGCAUGAGUAGCACUUACUUAAGAAAAAACAGUAUUAAGACCCAUUUCCUUUGUUUUUCUAUUUUUCCUUCCUUUGUUAAAGUAUAAUUGAAAGAAAAAGUGUGGCUUAGAAUAUGUUUUUUUAGUAAGAAAUAAUUUUAAGCCUCUGGAUCUAAUUAUGAAAGCAGCAUGUCUACUGAAGUAUAAUUUUAUAUGUUGCCAUUACUUGUAUUUUGCUACGUUGACAUUAUUUGCAGAAUCAAAGCUGUUAGAGAAUUUAACUUGCUUCAGGAAAGAAAUUCAAGAAAAUAAUGAAUUCAUUUUCAUGGGAGGCAAACAUAAAAUUUGGUUCAUAAUAAGACUUCCUUUCCCAACUUCCUGAUCAGAAUUACUUAAAUCUGUGUUUUUCUGCUAGUUAAAAAAGGAAGGAAAGAAAUGGCUUCACAAAACUGUGUUCAAUAGCAAAAGUCUGGCUCUCUUCUUCACUGUUAGUGGCUACUAUUUUUUAAUGAGGAUGCCUUUUUUUUUUUCUUUUCCUUUGGAGUUUAGAAUAUACUGAUUAUACAGACUUGACAUUUAUGCCAAAGGAUGAAGUAAGAUCUUUGGUUUUUUUUAAAGGUGUUGAUAUAGAGUGGGUUAUGGUUUUUUUAAGGUUAUGAUUUAGACUUUUUUUCCUUUAGAGCCUUAACUUGUUCAGAAAGUUAAUCCAUCAUUAAAAACAAACGUCUGUACUUUGUGUGCCUCCUGUACUCUCCCAUUCCCUAUGUGAAUAAGUUCUAAUGGAUAUUUUUAAUGUAUUUCUUUCUUUCUUCUCAAAGCAGCAAGUGCUGACUCUAGUCUAGAGGCUAGUGGGCCCUGAUGUGUCAUCAGUUAGAUGGCUGCCUAGCCAAAGCUGGACUGGGAUUAUUCUGUAAAUUUGUUGAUCUCAAUAUAGAUUUAUAUCCUUGUAGAGACCUCUAGCUUUUGGGGGUAAGAUUCUAGUCUAGAGACUACUCAUCCCAGUAUCUAUUUGAUUGGCAAGGCUGUUGAUUUCCCUUUGAUUUAGAAGCACUGUGUGGUAUUUCUCUAGGGCCCAAGUAGCUGCUUUGCACACCUGUUGCUAGUAUAAGGCAGAUGUUUAUUUUAUCAAGCUAUUUUUCUCUAUAUGACUAAAAACAAAAGUUUCCAAAGAUCUGCCUGCACUUCAAAAAUGUUCCAUGGAAUAAUUAAGCUUAAACCUCAAGUUAGUUUGUUAUUAAAUCCAAGGAUCAAGUCCCCAUCUACCUCUCAGCGCAAUGCAGAUGCUUACCACUGUAUUGUUGCCAUUAACUGCUGCCAGAACUCUGCCAAAAACUGGAACUAUAACACUUUUUUAAAAAGAAAAUUCAUCAACAUCUUUCUUUACUAUCUUACCAUAUGUGCAUCUCAAAAGCAUAUUUCCAAACUGGAGCAGAAAGUCAGAUUGCUCAAUCACUUCUCCCUUCAAACACUCUAGUUCUGACUUGCAGAGUCAAGCUCUCCCCUAUUUGCUAAGUAUAUCAAGAAUGUUUUCUUGCCCUAGCCAGUUUGGCUCAGUGGAUAGAGUGUCAGCCUGCAGACUAGAGGGUCCUGGGUUUGAUUCCAGUCAAGGGCACGUACCUGGGUUGCAGGAUCUUCCCCAGCCUGGGCCCUGGUGCAGGAGGCAACCAAUCAAUGUGUUUCUCUAACAUCGAGGUUUCUCUCUAUGUCUUUACCUCUCUCUUCCACUCUCCCUAAAAAUCAAUGGAAAAAUAUCCUCGGGUGAGGAUUAACAAAAAAGAAUGUUUUAUUUUCAAAUGUUCUCCUGUAAAAACAAUUGCUUAUUUGUUAUUUGGCCAAAAUGAAGGCACCAUAAAGAACAGUGGCUUCAUUUCAAUAAACAUUUUUGAGAUAAUUAGCUAGAAGCCAGGUUAUUUAAAUCAGAUUGUGACCUUAGUAAGUAUAGGAAUUGUAAAUUCAAAUACAUUCAAAAGUAUAGGUUUGUUUAAAAGUGUUCUACUCUUUGGGUAGGGAACUAAUACCACUAUUUCUUCAUUAAGUUUCAUGGCUUUAUUUUAAAUAAUUACCAAAUGUGUGUUUAAUCUUGUUGAGAAUUAAGUUUAAAAUACAAAAUAUUAAUAGAGGGUUAAAACAAACACUGCUUCAACUCCAAUAAAAUACAGGAAGCCCCAAAUCUGUGAUAUGAGUGUUCAGUUAGCUUUGCUUAUUGAGUUCAUUUUUAUAUCAGUACAACAGUAGAUCAGACAGUAGGACUUUGAGCUUGUGAAUAAAAAGAAUUGUUUUUCACCUAAGCUUCUUUGGAAGAACUGAUGCUUGCGGCUAACUAAAGUUUUGGAUAUAUCAAUUUAAGGAACUAAUUAAUACCUGCAAAAUAAAGCAUACUGUGGUACUCCUGUUCGAUCUGAUAUGUGUGAUUUUUAUAAUCAAUGGAUUAUAAAAUAAUAAAGAUCAUACAAUUCAUA